This is a messenger RNA of Capsaspora owczarzaki ATCC 30864, 2703 nucleotides long. RefSeq lists its product as hypothetical. The record is from RefSeq and is a predicted model, not a curated record. Lineage: Eukaryota; Filasterea; Ministeriida; Capsasporidae. The transcript has a single exon. The coding region runs from base 1 to 2703 and encodes 900 amino acids.
AUGUGGAAGCCGCUGCAGCCGCCGCACCGCCGCACGCUUCGAUGUGGAAGCCGCUGCAGCCGCCGCACCGCCGCACGCAGCAGCGGCGCGGGUCUCGGUGGCAGCAGCAGCAGCAUGAGCAGCAGCAAUGGCGGCCGUCCACUCCCCCAAUAUGGAAAAGCGGCCAAAAACAAUGUUGGCGUGCAAGGCAGCAGCAGCAGCCUGAGCAGCCUGUCCAGCUCGAGCUCGAGCGCAAGCACAUCGACAACAGCAACAAGCGCAACGCCAGCCACCAGCAUGAGCCACAGCAGCAGCGCGACAAGCACGGCGAGCAGCGCAAACUCGAGCAGCAACGCCGACCGAAACAUGUCCAUGAGCAGCCCAACAACAGCCGUCUCGUUGUCUCAGCACCACCCCAGCAACAGCAGCAACAGCAGCAGCAUCAACAACAGCAUUGCGUACACCAACAACAGCACCAGCACCAGCAGCACCAGCAACAACCAAAGCGCAAUGGCGUUCCAGCAGCAGCAGGGCCUUGGUAACAUUAGCAUGAUGAUUAGAUCUGAUGCGAAUGUCAUCGGUCAGCAACAAAAUCCGCCUCCAAUUCCCCCCCACCUCGCCUCGUCGUCGUCUGCCUCGUCCUCCUCUGCUGCAUCCGCUGCGAAUGCUCCGUCCAACGCUGCUGCUGCUGCAGCUGCUGCGUCGUACACUGCGCCUGUAUCCGCGUUCGAGCUCGCAAUGCAGCUCGACCCAUUGCCGACAAAUCCAGACCUUUUCUCCCAGCAACCUUUUUCCGACUCUGCUUCUUCCGCCGCUCAUCAUCAGCAGCAGCAGCAGCAGCAAUACAGCUCCAUGCUACAGCAGCAACUGCAGCAUCUGCAGCAACAGCAACAACUACAUCAGCUGCAACUGCAGCUACUACAGGAAGAGCAGCAACAAGAGCAGCAACAACAACAACAGCAGCCGCAGCAACAGCAAAAGCGGACCGGUUUGGGCAGUCGCUGGGGGCGUUUAUCUUCGUCCGCCGCGACCCUCGGCGUCCCGUCUGCCGGCGCUGCGACUGCAAAUGCCAUGGAUACCGCUGCAGCGUUAUCGGGGUCGGACAACGCCGCGGGAUCAUCAAGGACUGCAGCAGCAGCAGCAGCAGCAGCAGGCGGGACCGACGCGGCGACUCUUUUGUCGGACGCGCACCAUGCUCAGGCACUCACCCUUGCGGACGGCGGCACCCGCGGCGGAAAUGCAGUCCAAGCCAGUGCCAAGGCGUUUGUCGACGGCGUUGCUGCUGCCCAGCAGAUGAUGCCGCUGGACCAGUUCCAGCGCUACUACCCAGCCGAGUUUGAGCACCUCCUGCAGCUGCGCCAGCAGUACGUUCUUGCCCAGCUCCAAAUGUCCCUGUCGCCCGGCGUCAACUCGAACUUUGCCGGCUGGCUCAACAGCCUGUCCAUCUCGGCCACCGACCCAAUAGCCGACCUGACGGACGAGCCGAAUUCAAACGGAGCCAUGCUGGCGGUGGCUCGAAUGCAAGCAAGCUCGCAGUGGCAACAACAGCCCUCCUCCUCCUCCUCCUCCUCGCAGCAAAAGCAACCAUUCCAGGUGGGCCGACUCGGCCAGGGCUUUGACGACACCGAUCUGAGUGUCACCGAGAUGCUCUCCUCGUUCGUCGAGGCCGGGGAGCAGCAAGCACUCUUCCGCGACCUCGAGACGCACAAUCCCACCAACAUCAGCAGCCGUGCGAAUCUGCAGCAGCAGGACCAGCUCAGCCAGCAGCUGCUACAGUUGCACCAGCAGCAGACCGACCGCCAUGCCUUGGCUCAAGCCCAAAUCCAAAUCCAGCUGCAGGCACACAUGCAGGCGCAGCAGGCUGCCCAGCAGCAAAAGUCGCAUUCUGCAUCCUACGCGUCAUCCGCGUCGUACGCGUCGUCGUCGCUGUCGCCGGGCCACGUGUCCAGCCAGUUCCAGCUGCCGGCCGUGCGCGCCAAGCGCUCCUCAUCCGUGGCCAUGCUCGAAAAUGUCGACCAAUCAUUCCAGCCGACGCCAGCGCCUGCCGUCCGGCGCCACUCGCUCGGCUCGCGCCGAAAGCUGUCAACGUCGUCCAUUACGGGUAUGAGCACCGGCGCCGACGGGCACGACGACGCCGACCGUGGCUACCUUGGCACGCACCCCAGCGACGAACGGUUGCACAACAUGGCCUCGGCCAGCGGCGACGACGACAGCGGCAACGAGGGCUACGGCUUCCCAGGCGGGUUGCACGAACACUCGAACGACGACGAGAACGGCGGCCAGCAACAGGUCGUUUCCCGCACGCCCGGCCGCAUGCGUCGUCGCCCUCACGCGACCACCAAGACCGCCCUGGCAAGCGCUCGCUUCCGGGAGCGCAAGAAGGAAGAGCUCCGCACGCUCGCCGAUACCAACAUUGAGCUCGAAGGCACCUGCGAGCUCUUGCGGCUUCGCAUCCAAGAACUCGAGCACGAGAACAUGAUGCAACGCCAGCAACUGGCCCAGUACGGUCUGGUGCCGUACGGGGCGUCCCAGCCGCCUGCCAUGCUCAUGCAGCCGCAAACCCACGCCCAGCUCGCCAACUCAAAGAUCCUGCAGUCCCCGACACGGGUGCGUGCUGGCAUCGAGUCUGUGCUCGGCGGGAAUGGCAAGUCUCCGCAGGCCUCCUCCUCCUCGACCUCCUCCACGCCGUCGACCAGCGCCUUUGCCAUCAUUGACGCCGUGUAG